AUGUCGGAGCAUAACUGGUCGGUGUAUGAGGAGGCCCUCAAGGCCAAUCCGGUUCUUGGCAAGAUGAUGAUCAUCGGCGUCGUCUACUCCCUCGGCGACUGGAUAGCCCAGCCCAGGGUGCUCGAGCGCGACGACACGCCUAUUGAGUUCCUAGCGCUCGCGAACGCCGGAAUUGGACGCGCCCAUGCAUGCAUUUUAGAUCCAAGGACGGCAUCGUGA
Molecule: messenger RNA, 219 nt
Organism: Triticum turgidum subsp. durum (durum wheat)
Lineage: Eukaryota; Viridiplantae; Streptophyta; Magnoliopsida; Poales; Poaceae
Source: the annotation of a GenBank genome assembly